This is a messenger RNA of Suncus etruscus (white-toothed pygmy shrew), 1708 nucleotides long. It is a transcript of the gene CORO1B, whose product is annotated as coronin 1B. The transcript is spliced from 11 exons. The record is from RefSeq and is a predicted model, not a curated record. The coding region runs from base 79 to 1536 and encodes 485 amino acids. Gene Ontology annotation, biological process: cell migration; actin filament organization. Gene Ontology annotation, molecular function: actin filament binding. NCBI's taxonomy places the organism in Eukaryota, Metazoa, Chordata, Mammalia, Eulipotyphla, Soricidae.
GCUUCCCAGAGGCCGGAUCCGGAGCCGCCCCAGGCCGAGGCUGGUACCGCAGCCCCCCGCGCCCCCCGCAGCCCCGGCAUGUCCUUCCGCAAAGUGGUUCGGCAGAGCAAAUUCCGGCAUGUGUUUGGGCAGCCGGUGAAGAAUGACCAGUGCUAUGAGGACAUUCGCGUGUCCCGUGUCACCUGGGACAGCACCUUCUGUGCUGUCAACCCCAAGUUCCUGGCUGUGAUCGUGGAAGCCAGCGGCGGGGGCGCUUUCCUGGUGCUCCCCCUGAGUAAGACGGGUCGGAUCGACAAGGCCUACCCGACCGUUUGUGGCCACAGGGGCCCCGUCCUGGACAUCGACUGGUGCCCCCAUAAUGACGAAGUGAUCGCCAGCGGCUCCGAGGACUGCACUGUCAUGGUGUGGCAGAUCCCGGAGAACGGGCUGGUGACCCCCCUGACAGAGCCAGUGGUGGUGCUGGAGGGUCACACCAAGCGAGUGGGCAUCGUCACCUGGCAUCCAACAGCCCGAAAUGUGCUGCUUAGUGCAGGAUGCGACAACGUGGUGCUCAUCUGGAACGUGGGCACGGCCGAGGAGCUGUACCGCCUGGACAGCCAGCACCCGGACCUCAUCUACAACAUCAGCUGGAACCACAACGGCAGCCUCUUCUGCUCGGCCUGCAAGGACAAGGCCGUGCGCAUCAUCGACCCCCGCCGAGGCACCCUGGUGGCGGAGUUGGAGAAGGCUCACGAGGGCGCCCGGCCCAUGCGUGCCAUCUUCCUGGCCGACGGCAAAGUGUUCACCACGGGGUUCAGUCGCGUGAGCGAGCGGCAGCUGGCACUGUGGGACCCGGAGAACCUGGCGGAGCCCAUGGCGCUGCAGGAGCUGGACUCGAGCAACGGGGCUUUGCUGCCCUUCUAUGACCCUGACACCAACGUGGUCUACGUCUGCGGCAAGGGUGACUCCAGCAUCCGCUACUUUGAGAUCACGGACGAGCCCCCGUACAUCCACUUCCUGAACACGUUCACGAGCAAGGAGCCGCAGCGAGGCAUGGGUAGCAUGCCCAAGAGGGGCCUGGAGGUCAGCAAGUGUGAGAUUGCUCGGUUCUACAAACUGCAUGAGCGCAAGUGCGAGCCCAUUGUCAUGACAGUGCCCAGGAAGUCUGACCUCUUCCAGGAUGACCUAUACCCGGACACUGCAGGGCCCGAGGCGGCCCUGGAGGCGGACGAGUGGGUGAGUGGGCAGGACGCAGACCCCAUCCUCAUCUCCUUGCGGGGGGCCUAUGUGCCCAGCAAGCAGCGGGACCUGAAGGUCAGCCGGAAAAACGUGCUGUCAGAUGGACGGCCCGCAGGGACCCCCGGUCCAGCCCACACCGCGGCCGCCACCACCACCUCCUCUGUGACUGCCAGCAGCCUCUCUGGAGCAGGGGAGGCCAGGCAGCUGGAGGAGGUGAUGCAGGAACUGCGGGCGCUACGGACGCUGGUGCGGGAGCAGGGGGAGCGGAUCGGCCGCCUGGAAGAGCAGCUCGGCCGCCUGGAGAAUGGGGAUGCAUAGCAGGGAGAGGGCACCCCCUGCCCAUCAUUUGGGGCACCUCCUUCUGCACCUGUCAGCACAGAGGGGUCAGAGAUCACUUCCCUCCAGGGACCACCGCCCGGCCGGCACCCGAGAAGGGGAAGAGGGAGAGGUGGGCGCUCUAUUUUCAUUCCAAAUAAAGUUUUCUUUCUAA